UACAAAUGGGAUGGCGGCGGCGGCUGGGAGCGGGACGCCCAGAGAGGAGGAGGCUCCCGGAGGGGAGGCCGGGGCUACGCAGGCCCAAGCCCAGAUGACUGCGCCCGGGGCUCGGCUCUCCAGGCUGCCUCUGACCAGAGUGAAGGCUCUGGUGAAGGCGGACCCUGACGUAACGCUCGCGGGACAGGAAGCCAUCUUUAUCCUGGCGCGUGCCGCGGAACUGUUCGUGGAGACCAUCGCAAAGGAUGCCUACUGCUGUGCUCAACAAGGAAAGAGGAAAACCCUCCAGAGGAGAGAUUUGGAUAAUGCAAUAGAAGCUGUGGAUGAGUUUGCUUUUCUAGAAGGUACCUUGGAUUGAUUACGGAGCUGGAUGACUCGGUGAGCCUUUGCUGCGUCCUUCAUCUUUCCCUGUGCAAGCCUCAGCUUUGGAGAGAGUCUGCGCGUGCGCACAAUCUUCUUCUUCUACUUUCCCCAAGCUGCAGAGAUCUCCACAAAGUCUUCCCUUCCUCAGUCUGUCUUCCACAGCCUGGAUGUAGCUGAUGCUGCUUGGGGCAGCCAUGAGAGGACUGUUCCGCAUAAGUGUGGCUCAGUGAGUGAGGAGACCAGAAUAAAGGUCUUUGGUCAGCUUCA
Molecule: messenger RNA, 630 nt
Organism: Myodes glareolus (Bank vole)
Lineage: Eukaryota; Metazoa; Chordata; Mammalia; Rodentia; Cricetidae
Source: RefSeq, a predicted model, not a curated record